AUGGGAAAAGUAAAACAAGAACCAGUGGAACAGGAAGAAGCAGGAGACGUAAGCAUCAAAACUGAGCCACAAAGUUACGAUGAGAAAGUCGAACACUGCAGUGUUAUAGCUAAGCCGAUGGCGUCAAAGAAACUUAGUAAAAAGAUUUACAAACUCAUAAAGAAAUCCAGUAGUCAUAAGAAUUAUAUAAGAAAUGGGUUAAAAAUCGUCCAGAAACAAUUGCGUCUUGGAGAAAAAGGUAUCGUGGUAUUUGCUGGUGAUAUUUCGCCAAUUGAGAUCAUGUGCCACUUGCCCGCUGUUUGUGAAGAGAAAGACGUCCCAUACUGUUACACACCUAGCCGUAAGGACAUUGGAUCAGCCAUGGGUACUAUGAGAGGCUGCAUUAUGGUACUUGUAAAGGAACACGAAGAAUACAAAGAUUUAUAUGAAGAAGUGAAAAGCGAAAUUAAAUUACUUGGACAUCCGUUAUAG
This is a messenger RNA of Danaus chrysippus (African queen), 471 nucleotides long. The record is from the annotation of a GenBank genome assembly. NCBI's taxonomy places the organism in Eukaryota, Metazoa, Arthropoda, Insecta, Lepidoptera, Nymphalidae.